AUGCAGCAACAUCCUAAUCAAUAUGCAUGGGCAAACCGGCCUGAUCACCCUCUGCAAUCGCCAUCAGGACACAUAAGCCCUCCAUUCGCAUCUUCACACCAAUCAUAUCCCGCAUCUGGCUAUGCAAUGGGUUAUUCAGAUCAGCCUACCAGGCAUCUCCACGGAUAUUAUCAACAAGAGCCGCAAAUAUCACCAACCUAUCUUGCCUCACCACGGCAUGACCACCACAGUCAAUCUCAGAGUCCACAUUUCAGUCGUUCGGUCCAUCAUCAACCCGUUACUAGACCACAACCCGCAGGCAUCAACCCUCGGCCGCCGUCGAUGGUCGCCCCCGAACCAAUAUACUCUUCACCAGAAUCUGCGAUCACUCACCCUGCAGAGACAGAUAACUCAGCGCGCCAGGCAAACUCUCGUCCACGGCCGCAAUGCUGGGACCACGGCUGCAACGGCCGCGAGUUCUCGACAUUCAGCAAUCUGCUUCGACACCAGCGCGAAAGAUCGGGUGUGGUGGCCAAAGCAGAAUGCCCGGUUUGUGGAGCAGUUUUCACACGCACGACAGCACGCAACAUACAUGUUGCCCAAGGCAAGUGCAGAAGCGAUGUGCUGCUUCACAUAUCCCAAUUCUAUCAGUACAAUGCCUUUCGUCGGUUUUGUUCUAGGAAAGCUUUACUUGUCUCUAUACUCUUGCUUAUUACCAAUAUAUUUGCCGCCUGUCUGAGCCAUAACACGGGAGAGGAAAAAAUGGCAUCCAUCUUCACUUACGACCCUGACCCGCCUCGGGUAUCGUCCCCGUGGUCGACUUCGGGGUCAUCGACUCCACAAGUGCCCGCAUCUGCUAGUCGUGAACUACCUGUUAAUUCACGUUACGGUGAUAUUCCAUCGCGUGCCAGCGCAGACUUACUAUCCGAUUAUGGGAUUUCCAAACUCGAGCCGGAGCCCCAGGAAGGUCCCACUGAAUACAAAUUGCACCUUCUGCUCCGGCCUAGGCGGGCGUAUGUCUCUAUGUCCACGGGGAUAUUAGUUGCUGGGUCGUUCCAUCACCGGGCUUUGCCACCCACAUCUGCAUCCCCAAGCUCAGAGCCGAAUCCAAGACCCAUGCCCGCCAAGUCCAACCAGAGCCGCCAGCAAAGACUCCAGGGGCUGACAACCCAGCUACUGUGGCGGUUGCAACAAUCUUCGCCUUUCCAUUCUUCCACCACUUCAAAUCUUGUGGUUCCUAUUCUUCCCGAUGUACCACCGAAAGUGGACGCGCCUUUCAAACCUGCUCGUUUGCCUCCAGGUCUCGAGGAGAGUCAAGGUGCGCUAUACGAAAUUGGUGUCGCGGACGACGGCACUUUCGUAGGGUUGACCCAAGAUGAACUGAACGAAAGUGUCAUCAACCUGCAAACCAUGGCUGCUAGCCUGGGAUGUAAAGUUGAAAUUCUUCGCAGAGUGGUGGUUGGGAAAUGCGAAUGGACCGAGAAUUUACCCUCCGAGCCGGCUGGCUCAAACCAGAGCCACACCGAGAGGCUCUGGGUUGCAGAGGCACUGGUCAGUCCUGACUUAGACUUUUACAACAUUUCCCAGAACAAGUCAAAAGAGGGUCCGAAAAUCGCUGCAGCCCCAGACUCAGACAAAACUCUAGCAUCGGAAGAUUAUUCCCAUACAGAACAGAUUCGGGUCUCCCUUGCAGGGCCCAGCACUGCCGGAAAGUCAUCUUUGCUCGGGGCCUUGACUUCCUCUGCACUCGACAACGGAAGGGGUAAGAGCAGGUUGAGUUUGCUCAAACAUCGCCACGAGAUUUCGUCCGGAAUAACUAGUUCAGUGGCCCAGGAACUCAUUGGGUACACAAACGGGACCUCGCCCAACGUAAUCAACUAUGCCUCAGGCAAUGUUGCUGGCUGGGAUGACAUCCACGCUGCAUCCAAAGGGAACCGUCUGGCUUUCGUGUCUGACUUGCCUGGCUCCAUCCGAUACCUCAAAUCCAUGGUGCGAGGCCUGGUCAGCUGGGCCCCACACUAUGUAAUAUUGUGUAUUCCAGCCGACUGUUCUGACAAUCGAUCCUAUGACGAGCAGACAGGAACCGAAAAGUCUGAGAUUGACACCUGCCUGGCAUAUUUAGAACUUUGUCUGAAACUGGAGCUUUCCGUGCUGAUUGUCAUCACAAAGAUGGAUCUUGCUUCUCGCAGUGGACUACGGGACACCCUCGCGAGAGUUCUCUCCGCGCUUAAAACCGCCGAGCGACAGCCCACAAUGCUCCCGGCAUCGCCAGUUGGAGACAAAGUAGUCGACCUUCAGCAUAUAAGCGAGGUGGACAACAUGCAGGCACACAAGGUAAUUGCUGCAGCCGAGGGGAAAUGGGCUCAAACUGUUCCUAUCAUGCUUACUAGUGCGGUUGAUGGCUCUGGCAUAGGCAAACUUCAUGCUUUCCUUCGGUCUCUUCCCAUCCCUGAACGGCCUUCUCAGAGGAUUUCCCGUGUUCCCAAGGAUUCUGUGCCCUCUCAGAGCUCUUCAAAUAUCUUUGAUGUGGAUGAAGUUUUUGCCAUUCCGCCUUCUAAAGUCUAUUCUAUUGACUCAGAGAAAGGAGGACAAGAAAAUCGAGGAAUGGUGCUCUGUGGUUUAGUCCGAUGCGGGGGUAUUUCUAUUGGCGAUGAGCUGGUCAUCGGCCCCAUCCUGGUGGACACUUCAAAUGAUCCAGGCCAAGAGGCCCAACCACCCGGAGGGUCGCUGUCCCGCAGUGGGCCCGGGCCCGGUCCUUCGGGCGAUCAUCCGGCGUCCCUCCCACACUUUCUAUUGUCCAACAAAGACCCGCAGGCGAAAUGGCAACGCGUCCGCGUUGUCAGUGUACGAGACCUGCGACUUCCGGUCCGACGCCUCGUGGUCGACCAGGUCGGAACGAUAGGCAUCGAACCAAUUGGAUCCUUAGAAGAUGGCCGAUUACCGCGGUUCGGACGAAUACGAAAAGGCAUGGUUCUCUCGGACUUGCACACCCAGGCCUCGAGCGAGGAUGGCCCAUCACCUGCUCCAGCUUUACUAUCGCUACCUUUUCACGUGGGCUUCACCGCAACGUUUAGUUCGGCCGAGUUCACUGCCCUAAAUUCACCUCCCCUUUUACUAGGAGGAAACGCUAUAGCCUAUAUUGCCAAUGUCCGCACCACAGUACGUGUCAUAUGCAUGGCUUUGGCAGGGUCUGGGGAAGAUGCAUCUUCAGCGCCGCCUUCACCCUCUGAGCCCGAGUUUUUCAGCUUCGAUGGUGAUUCUCAGCUUCCCGGUGAGAAAUAUACCGCCACCGGUGCAAAUCGAGCCAUGCGCAAUGUUGAUGGCGAUGGAGCUGCUAAUGUCGACACCCGCCGUCCUUCUGCAAUUGACCUCAGCAGGGUGAUUUCCGGCGCCUCGCCCGCCUCCAAUGUCGGUAUUGCUUCCUCUGCGCAAGCCUUGAAAGAAGAUGUGAAGAUUACAUUUGCAUUGGUCUCAUCCGUGGAGUGGCUUGAGCUCGGGUCCCAAAUCCUUGUCAUGCCUGGUACCUCGAUGGCUCCUGGGUCUCAGGUUGGAGCCACUAUGGCGUCUGCGUCUGCGCCUGGGCCUGGGUCCAACUCCGUACCGACCUCAAUGUCGGGGUUGGAAGGCUUCGUUGGGACGGUCUCUGAUGUCGCACUUGGACGGUCUCCUCCGCUGUGA
Penicillium salamii is the source of this 3657-nucleotide messenger RNA. NCBI's taxonomy places the organism in Eukaryota, Fungi, Ascomycota, Eurotiomycetes, Eurotiales, Aspergillaceae. The record is from the annotation of a GenBank genome assembly.